Penicillium subrubescens is the source of this 3426-nucleotide messenger RNA. Its product is annotated as vacuolar protein sorting-associated protein 54. The record is from RefSeq and is a predicted model, not a curated record. Gene Ontology annotation, biological process: retrograde transport, endosome to Golgi; Golgi to vacuole transport. Bases 1 to 3303 code for a protein of 1100 amino acids. Gene Ontology annotation, cellular component: GARP complex. NCBI's taxonomy places the organism in Eukaryota, Fungi, Ascomycota, Eurotiomycetes, Eurotiales, Aspergillaceae. Gene Ontology annotation, molecular function: syntaxin binding. The transcript is spliced from 3 exons.
AUGGCACCCUCCAGUCCACGCAAGUCAAUUGAUAGCCUAGCAUCCGACGCAUCGACGCCGUCGCUAUCGCUUUAUUCUACUUCCCAGCUAGAGUCUCCUCGGGUGCCCCCUCAGCGGUAUCCCCUGAGGAGGGGAUCCACGGCGAGUUCAAUCGUGAGCAUUGGAGGCAUUCUGGACACUUCCCAGCAUCAUGGUUCCAUUGCAGAGUCAGGCCAGAAUGCUAUCUCCACCCUCCUCCAACCUCCGAUAACCCGCACUGGCCUGACGCCGCAUACCGCCGUAUCUACGACCGGAUAUAAACCCCCCUCAUCCCGAGAUAUCCCGCCAGUAACCUUGACGAAUAUCCCUCAUGUGGAUGCGAAAGCGUUUCAACCGUAUCUCUCGCAAGUCGGUUCCUUGUACGAUGUGUUCCAGCAGUCGAAAGAGGGUGCUGCGGAGGACGCUCAAACGCCGUCGGGCUAUAAAUCCCCGAAACCGGAUGAUAUGGAAUCCUUGAUGCCAUGGAGCCCUGAGCGGAGAUCCUCAGCUAUGUCUAUCAAUUCACGACCAACCUCUCCCUAUGAUCCUCGUGGCAGACGUUCGUCGGGUACCCGCGGCCGUGGGCCUGCUGUGACCCCCCUGUCUACAAUCCCGCCAGUAUACUUUGAGGAGGAUUUCCAUUUGGAGAACCCGCGCACAUUUGAUGUCAUCUCAGAGAAGUCAGAGGUGGUUAAACCUCCGCGACCACCAACCAAGGACGACAAACACGCCAAUGGAGGUGCUCCGGAGCCGGUCCACACUGGCAGGAAAGCACUUGCGACCAACGCAAUUCUGCAAGAGAAGCUCUCUUGGUACAUGGACACCGUGGAAAUUCAUCUUAUUUCCUCAAUUUCUACCGCGUCAAAGUCAUUUUUCACUGCUUUGGGUUCGCUCCGAGAACUGCAUGCUGAAGCAGCAGACUCUGUGAAGCGGAUUCAGGUUCUACGCAAAGACUUGCAGAAGAUCGACAAGGAAAUGGCCCUGGGUGGAUUGAAGAUCGUCAAUUUGCGGCGACGGAGAGAAAACGUGCGGAUGCUGGCAGCUGCUGUGGCCCAAUUACGCGACGUUGUAGAGUCUGUUUCUCGAUGCGAGGAAUUGGUCGAGCAAGGGGAUAUUGAAGACGCUGCCGAUGAACUGGAAGAAGUAGAAAAGCUAAUGGCUGGCGAGAAGGCAUCUGAUCGUCCGGCCGAUGAUGAUGAUGACGAUGAUGAUGAUGAUGAUGAUGAGAAACAUCUUCCGCGGAAGCCCAUUGAUCUCCGGGGUCUGAAGGCUCUUGACGGAGCUUCCGAUGAUCUCGCUAUGUUGAGGCAGCGCAUUGGCAUGGGAUAUGAGUCCCGAUUCUUGAACGACCUACUAGGCGAUCUACGAGGUCAUGUUGAAAAUGUGUCUUCUGCUGUGACCUUGCAGCGAUGGGGAGCCUCAUUUCUGCGGCAACGUGGUGGCCAGCGUCCCGUGUCGACAGUUUCACCUGCAUACAUGACCAUCGAUAAUGAGCUACGGUCCCGGUUGAACACCCAGCUUAUGGGACUUGCCCGAGCCCACUACACAACCGCCGCGGCCACAUCUUUCAAGACGGCUGUCCUCCGCGAGAUGAAAGGACUUAUCCGAAAAUACCUCCCCAGCUCCAGCGACGAUGACAAUGAGUCCAUGACUUCAGUGUCCACGCAUAACGAUCGGCAACGGAGUCAGCAAGAGAAAUCUUCCAUUCUCGCACGGAACCUGCGUGCCCUUGAUCCAGAAGAUGCUUAUGGGAUGCUGGUGGCAGUUUACACUGGUAUCAGUGAAUCCCUGCGCCGGCUGAGCACCCAAGUCAAGAUUCUCUUGGAUAUUGCCAGUGGCUUGGGAAGUUCGCCGGCCGCCGGUAUUAGGUCACCCAGUCGCAGUCCCAAUCCGCAGGGUCCAGACCAAACCAUGAGGUCCUCUGAAUACGGACCUUCAGCUUCAGCCAUGGCCCAAGAUGAGAUUCUGCAGGUCUUGGACAUGUCAAGCCUCCUUGGUCAAGCAGUAGACAUCGCCCAGUCUCAAAUAACCAAGGUCCUAAAGGUUCGCUCCGAGCAAACCGCGCAGCUUUCCAAGGAAGAGUUUUUGAGAUACUUCACGCUCAACCGCCUCUUUGCCGACGAGUGUGAAGCGAUCUCGGGACGGGGCGGCACCGCAUUGAAGACUAUCGUUGGCAACCAGAUCCAUGAAUUCAUUGCUCGAUUUGGAGAAUCCCAACGCCACCGUAUCGUCAAGGUCAUGGACUCUGACCGGUGGGACGCACGGGACUUUGGUGACUCUGAAGUCACUAUACUUACUCGCAUUCUAGGCGCAAGUACCAAGGAUAUCGAGGCUUGGAUGGAUGCUUCUAAGAUCUGGAUUCCAACCAACGGAAGCGAACAGACCAAUGCUUCUGAAUCAAGCGGAGGUGCCAAUGGUUCAACAAAGGACAAGGUGCGCAGUGCAGUUGUCGAUGAACAGAAAUACAUUCUGCCUGAUUCGGCCGUGGCAAUCAUGCGUAGCAUUGAGGAGUUUGAGUUCCUUAUGGCGAAUAUUCCUAGCAUGAUUCAGGAUAUUUCCUCUCAACUGCUUGAGAUACUGAAACUUUUCAAUUCACGUUCUUCUCAACUGAUUCUCGGCGCGGGUGCUACACGAAGCGCAGGCUUGAAGAACAUCACCACGAAGCACCUUGCCCUUUCGUCGCAGGCAUUGAGCUUUGUUAUCGCCUUGGUGCCGUACGUACGAGAGUUUGUUAGACGGCAUGGACAAACAAAUCAGGUUAUGGCCGAAUUCGAUAAGGUCAAGAGACUGUGUCAAGAACAUCAGACUGGUAUCCAUGAAAAAUUGGUCGAUAUCAUGAGCUCGCGAUCGUCCCUCCAUGUCACCGCGAUGAAAAAGAUUGACUGGGAUCAUGAUACUUCCUCCGGUGUUCAUCCUUACAUGGAGACGCUGGCCAAGGAGACCGGUACUCUCCAUCGUGUCCUCAGCAAACAUCUGCCAGACAUGACUGUUGACAUGAUUAUGAUACCCGUGUUCAACAACUACCGUGACCAGUGGACCAAGGCCUUUGAAGAAGCAAAUGUUGAGACAGAGGCUGGGAAGAAGAGGAUGCAAGUUGAUAUUGCACACCUCCAGUCCAAGCUGGCGAAAAUCGAGGGUGCCGGCAACUUGGGUGACAAGUUGCUCGGACUCGUCAAUGCAAAGCAUAUUGCCGAAGCUCCUGCUGAACCCGAAACCCCCGAAAAGACCGAGUCUGCCAGUGAAAAGCAAGACUCGGACAAGGGGGCUGAAUCCUCCAGCUCUUAAUGAUCCUCCCGUGAAUAAUAUCUUACCCUUUCCCUGCAUUGAUGGCCGACCAUGUCUCGUGUAUAUAUAUACUUUAGUUCUCAUAGCCAUCAUUUGUCCUUUUUAGAAACUGUACACAAGCAG